CAGCUGGGGCCGUCCAUGAAUAAGUAAACAGUCUUCCCGAAGCCCUGCAUGGGCCUCCGGUGGGGGUAGAAGGUUGGUGCUGUGUGAGUGGCCUGGGCUGGCCUGUCUGAUCCACCAGAAUGCCCGUCCCAGCUUUUUAGAAACGACCCAUCACACCUGAAGCCUGUGGGUCCAGAAGACACAUUUGGCAGAUCCAACAUUUGGCAGACCCACCUGGGAGUUUCCCCUUCCUGUCCUGAGACCAGGAACCCAGCUGUGGAACUUAGGAGGAUGGACAGGAGUGUGCCACCCAGGGAACGCGUCGCCUGACACCCCAAUAUGCAGCUCUUCCCACAAGGGCCCAGCAACUGGACAAGGUGAAAGCAGAGUGUGCUCGGCUUAGCCACGCGAUCACCACAGUGACCAGAGAGCGCGAUUCGGCCGUGAAGGAUAGACACCAGCUCCAAGCCAAGCUGGAGAGCCUGGAAGAGGUCCUCAAGCACAUGCGAGAGGCUGCUGAACGGCGGCAGCAGCUGGAAUUGGAGCAUGAGCAAGCCCUGGCUGUUCUCAACGCAAAACAGCAGGAGAUCGACCUUCUGCAGAAGGCUCAGGUUGAAGCUAAGAAGGAACAUGAAGGUGCCGUGCAGCUGCUAGAGUGCAAGGUGCGGGAGCUGGAGGAGAAGUGCCGGGCGCAGAGCGAACAGUUCCGCCUGCUGUCGCGGGACCUGCACAAGUUCCGGCAGCACGCGGCUCACGUUGACCUGCUGGGUGGCAGCCUCGGGGCCUCCACGGACGUCCCCUCAACCCCCAGCAAGCCUUUGCCACAGCUCGUGAAUGGAAUAGCGCCCUCCAUCGGCACAGGUCAGGAGAGCUCCGUAGGAAGCCGCACUGCAAUUGGUGAAUAUAUCCGGUCCCUCCCACUCCCUGGUGACAAGCCGGAGCCUCUGUCUGUCAAACCCACGUAUCUGUCAAGAUCCAGGAGUCUAAGAUGCAGAUUUGAGUUAGAGAUGGACAAUGAACGGGACUCCAACACCUCCAAGCAGAGGUGCUCGGGGAAGGUGCACCUGUGUGUCGCCCGCUACAGUUACAACCCCUUCGACGGGCCGAAUGAGAACCCAGAGGCCGAGCUGCCCCUCACGGCGGGGAAAUACCUCUACAUCUAUGGGGACAUGGAUGAAGAUGGUUUCUAUGAAGGCGAGCUGCUGGAUGGGCAGAGGGGUCUGGUGCCCUCCAACUUUGUGGAUUUUGUUCAAGACAAUGAGGCUCGCUUCAGCACGCUGGGGCCUGAACAGGAUCGGAGCUUCAUCAACCGUCCUGGCAUCGGCCUGGAGGGGGAGAACAUUCUGGACCUGCACUCCCCACCUCGCCUGGACGCCGGCGUCACUGACAAUGGUGUGGGGACGCUGGACGUGAGCGUGGAUGACAUUGGAGAAGACGUCGUGCCUUACCCUAGGAAAAUCACCCUCAUCAAACAACUUGCCAAAAGUGUCAUUGUGGGCUGGGAACCGCCGGUGGUGCCGCCGGGCUGGGGGGCUGUGAGCAGCUACACCGUGCUCGUGGACCAGGAGCCACGCCGCAGCCUCACGCCGGCCGGCAGGACCAAGGCCCUCGUGGAGAAGCUCAACAUGGCGGCCCGCACCUACCGCGUGUCCGUGCAGUGCGUCACGAGCAGGGGCAGCUCAGAUCAGCUGCAGUGCACGCUGCUGGUGGGCAAGGAUGUGGUGGUGGCCCCUUCGCACCUGAGGGUGGACAGCAUCACACAGACCUCCGCCCAGCUGUCCUGGAUGCCCAGCAACAGUAACUACAGCCACGUGGUCUUCCUGGACGAGCAGGAGCUGGAUGUGGUCAAGGCCGCCAGCUACAAGUACCAGCUGUGGGACCUCAGGCCCAACACGGCCCACAAGGUGAAGGUCCUGGCCAGGCCCCACCAGGUGCCGUGGCAGCUUCCCCUGGAGCAGAGGGAGAAGAAGGAGGCUGUCGUAGAGUUCUCCACGCUGCCUGCAGGUCCUCCGGCUUCCCCACAGGAUGUCACCGUCCAACCUGGGGCCACCCCAGCGAUGGUCCACGUCUCCUGGAAGCCGCCCGCCCUGACCACCACCGGGCUGUCCAACGGAGCCACCGUGACGGGCUAUGGCGUGUACGCCAAGGGGCAGCGGGUGGCUGAGGUCAUCGCCCCCACGGCGGACGGCACGGCCGUGGAGGUCGUGCGGCUACGGAGCCUGGACGCCAGGGGUGUGACCGUGCGGACCCUCUCUGCACAGGGCGAGUCUGCGGACUCUGCCAUCGCUGCCAUUCCCCCCGACCUCCUGGUGCCUCCAGCCCCUCCGAGAACGCCCACCCCGAAGCCAUUAGCAAGUGCCGGAGUCCCUGAUACCAAAGAUGACCACCUGGGUCCCCACGUCCGAGUGGACGAGGCCUGGGAGCAGAGCCGAGCGCCGGCCCCCGCCCAUGGGCACAUGCUGGCGCCGCCUGGCCUGGGCCCCGGGAGGCGCUCGCCGUCACCCAGCCGCGUCCUCCCUCAGCCACAGGGGACCCCGGUGUCCACCUCUGUCGCCAAGGCCAUGGCCCGGGAAGCUGCCCAGAGAGUGGCCGAGAGCAGCAGGUUAGAGACAAGGAGCGUCUUCCUGGAGAGGGGCGGGCAGUAUGCAAACUCCGACGAGGAGGAUGGCUACGAGUCCCCCGACAUCAAGAGGAGGGGCACGUCAGUGGACGAAUUCCUGAAAGGUUCUGAGCUUGGCAAGCCGCCGCACUGUUGCCAUGGAGACGAGUACCACACAGAGAGCAGCCGGGGGUCUGACCUCUCGGACAUUAUGGAAGAGGAUGAGGAGGAGUUGUGCUCGGAGAUGCAGCUGGAGGAGGGGGGCCGGCGGCGGCCCAGCGGCACGUCCCACAACGCCCUCAAGCAGUGCUAUAAGAAUAGAACCCCCGAAGCUUUCCCGGAGCCGCCUGAGGGCCCCCCCCAGCACAGCACGAGACUGUUCAGUAUCCCGGAAGUAGCAGAGGAGGACGCGGAGCACUACGAGUCCGCGCACAGACAGGGCUUAGGGCACCCCUGCAGGCCCAGGGGCCAGGGCUCCCGGUUCCCCGCCAAACCCAGGGGCCCCACGGCCAGCACCCACGCCGAGGACUUCCUGCUCGAAGACAGAGGCUGUCGCUUUGGCCGCUCGGCCACCAGGAGCCCCGACAGUGGCCUGGACUGUGGCAGUGAAGAGGAGGAGCUGCGGUUCAGCUUCCGGAGCUCGGCCGCCCAGAGCAGCCCAGGCCCCGGGCCCUGCCCCUGUCGCAGUCUGAGGCCCCUGCUGGCCCGGCGGCGGACGCUGACCCGGCAGAGCAGCAUCGAAGAGGACUUUGGGGAGCAGGUGGACCCCAGUCACGUCGUCAGGAGCGACGAUGCCCCCCGGAGCCCGGAGAGCUCUGCCCCCAGGAAGUAUGGCUGGGACGAGCCCGCGGGUCCGGAGGACUUCCGGGAUGUCUGGAAGAAAAGCACAAAAACGCCCGACAGUAGGGCACCUGCCCAACACGCACAGGCAUCUCCCCGCGUGGCAGAAGGCCCUUUGAUUUUAGGAAACCCAGCGUCUGCAGGACGGGCUGACAGGGCAGACCACGCGGGCCGGCGCUUUCCCCACGGCAGUGCUGGCACUCAGAGGUCCCGGCCGAUGAUGGUCCCGGCCAUCGAUGAAUACAGCCGAGACCGGCUGUCGCCAGAUUUCUAUGAAGAGUCGGAGACUGACCCCGGUGCCGAGGAGCCCGUGGCCCGGGUCUUCGUGGCCCUGUUUGAUUAUGACCCUCUAAGCAUGUCCCCAAAUCCCGAUGCUGCAGAAGAGGAACUGCCCUUUAAAGAGGGGCAGAUCAUCAAGGUUUACGGUGACAAAGAUGCGGAUGGCUUCUAUCGCGGGGAGACCUGUGCCCGGCUCGGCCUCAUCCCCUGUAACAUGGUCUCUGAGAUCCAAGCCGACGACGACGAGAUGAUGGAACAGCUGCUCAGACAGGGCUUCCUCCCUCUCAGCACACCUGUGGAGAAAAUAGAGAGGACCAGGAGGAGUGGCCGGCAGCCGUCGGUGUGCACACGCAGGAUGGUGGCCCUGUACGACUACGAUCCGAGAGAGAGCUCACCCAACAUCGACGUCCAGGCUGAACUGACAUUUUGCACGGGAGAUAUUAUAACUGUCUUUGGUGAAAUCGAUGAAGAUGGAUUUUAUUAUGGCGAGCUUAAUGGGCAGAAGGGCCUCGUACCCUCCAACUUCCUAGAAGAAGUGCCUGAUGACGUUGAAGUCUACCUUUCUGACGCCCCGUCCCACGGCUCACGAGACACGCCGACGCGUUCAAAGGCUAAAAGGGUCCCUCCUGAGGGUGCAGGUACAGCAAGGACAGCGCCAUCCCCCACAGCCCACCUCCAUUCGGGGUCACCUGCGUCACCUAUGGGUACUGGUAGUCCUGGGAGAGGCAGGGAAGUCUCCUCGAAAAAGAAAAAGGGGCUGCUUUUCAGAGGCAAGAGACUCCUGCAAAAGCUGGGGGCAGCGAAGUGAUUCACGUGCCUCCAACAACUUCCGCAUCUGUCGUUGUCUUUAGUUCCAAACUAGGGCUUUCACGACGCAAGGACUUCCUAAAACCCAUGUCCCCUGACACAGCAGAGAAGUGUUCUCUCUGCACCAUCGCUUUACGCCACCUGCCAGGGCAGGGUGGCUGGCGCUCUUGUUCGGCCUGAGCCGUCCUCGUAAUGCCGAGGUCUGUCGACAGGUGGGGUCUCACGAACAAACGGGGGGCCAGUCACUCCUGGCAGCUCACCCCUACCUGUGAUUCCAGUCUCUGCAUUUGUCAUCUGCCCUUAAAAGAAUGGUUUCAGCCUCGUCCCUGUGCAAAUGCUUCCCUCGUAAUGCAUAACUCACUCACCUCUGGUCUUGAAAUUCCUAGUCGAACGGCCUUGGUGGGAUUCUGCCUUAUAAAUGCACAGUGAGCUGUACGGUCUAAUAAAGGCUUCAGUGUCCACGUGUGUGUGUGUUUAGUGUGCUCCAUGCUCUCACACAGGGCUCAAACCGACCGGCACACGCUGAGUCUUAAGGUCCUGGUUUGACGUCCUUCACAGCCAGCCAGGCGGUACAGAACGUUUACUUACUCAGACCAGUCGAAACAGACGACAGAAAGUAACCUGGUUUGGGAAAUCCCACCCCUCCAGCCUGCCAGAGAGCUAGUAACACUCCUUGCUCUGAGUGUGCGUUUUGUGGCAUGUUGGGUUUCUGUUCCUUUCAUUACCUGUCAAAAUGCCAUAACAAAUACUCAACAGUGAGUAGCACACAGGAAAAACAGUCCACAAGCAUAAGCCCCACCCCACACCCCACACCGAGGUCCGACGGCUCCAUAGCCACCGUCACAGGCACUUGAACAAAAGACAGAGUCGCUGGCAGAUGUGUUGGAUGAUGACUAUUUUGUAAUUCUUGUCCACUUGUAAACUUUUUAUUCUUUAUACACACUUUCCAGACUGCCUUUCUUUUGUAAUUUAUGGAAGGUUUAUAAAUGAAUGACGAAGUUUCCCCCACUUGUUUUCAACCACUAGGUUGUAAAUUGUACUAUAAUAGUGUGUGGUAGAUCUAUUAAAAGGAGAUUCCUCGAUGUGUGGCUAAGAGCUGUGUGGGUGUGUGCAUGUGUACAGUUAGUGUAAAACCUUUUAUACAAAUAAACUUGUUAUUUUGUA
Rhinolophus ferrumequinum (greater horseshoe bat) is the source of this 5668-nucleotide messenger RNA. It is a transcript of the gene RIMBP2, whose product is annotated as RIMS binding protein 2. Gene Ontology annotation, biological process: neuromuscular synaptic transmission. The transcript is spliced from 23 exons. The record is from RefSeq and is a predicted model, not a curated record. Gene Ontology annotation, molecular function: protein binding. NCBI's taxonomy places the organism in Eukaryota, Metazoa, Chordata, Mammalia, Chiroptera, Rhinolophidae. Bases 483 to 4505 code for a protein of 1340 amino acids.